Molecule: messenger RNA, 942 nt
Organism: Pistacia vera
Lineage: Eukaryota; Viridiplantae; Streptophyta; Magnoliopsida; Sapindales; Anacardiaceae
Exons: 7
Coding region: 95-826 (243 amino acids)
Source: RefSeq, a predicted model, not a curated record
GGUCUAAGACAGGAAGAGAAACAAACGGAUAAGAGAAGAGCAAUACACUGUUUUCUCCUCGGCGUGGUGAGUCUCAAUCUCAUGUUCUGUCGGAAUGGCAACACUACGCACUCCAGCGCACUCUAGCACUACUCCUUUUGGUUUCUCUUUCUCAUCCUUGCCUCGCUCUCUCUCCCAAAACUAUGCCGCCGCAAAAACGAACAGACCACCAGUGAGGUGCGCAUUGAAAUCGCCUCCUGAAUGGCGGGAGAGCCGCCGAUUGGUCUCCUUCUCUCUCGCCCUUUCACAGUUGCUCUUUCUCCCUAAUGAUGCUAUUGGGGGCAGCUUGUUGGAUAAAUAUGUGAAAAAGAAAAAGCUGGACCCAUUAGAGGUUUAUGUACCCCCUCUUAUACUAACACAAUUGCAGAUUAAGGACUUAGAGAAAACACUGGAGGUUGAUAAGCCAGAAUAUGCUAGCUGCCGGUCACAACUACGUUCUGGACCAGCUGGAUCUUUGCGUGUAAAUAUCCGUGCAGUAGCACAGUAUGCUUCAGAUGCUGGAAAUGGUAAAUCUGCUUUCAAUGAUGUUGAUCAAUGCCUCAGGGCCUUGGAAGAUCUGGAUUCUUUGUUUCUGCGUGCAUCCAGAAAUGAUGGAGAAACUUCUGUGAAAUCAAUGAAAGCGAAGAUUGGAACUGCUCUUAAUGCACUGGACAGCCUCCUCCAAACUGUCCCUUCUGAAGUGUUAAAUAAAGGAAAAGCUAUAGCUGAUGCUUAUAGACAGGCAGAUGAAGAGGAAGAAGCAGAAACAUUGGACCCAGAAAUUAAAGAGUUGGAGUCAAUACUGUAAACUUAUGUGCAUAUUUUGGUGACAAAUUGAGUCUCUAUCAUCUUUUGUGAGGGAUUGACCCAGAAAUUAAAGUUUUGCAUUAUAUUCAGUCUUAUCAUGGUAUGAAUUAAUCUGAA